Messenger RNA from Bombina bombina (fire-bellied toad), 2808 nucleotides. RefSeq names its product reticulon 1 (gene RTN1). NCBI's taxonomy places the organism in Eukaryota, Metazoa, Chordata, Amphibia, Anura, Bombinatoridae. Gene Ontology annotation, cellular component: postsynaptic density; neuron projection. Bases 16 to 1860 code for a protein of 614 amino acids. The transcript is spliced from 8 exons. The record is from RefSeq and is a predicted model, not a curated record. Gene Ontology annotation, biological process: neuron differentiation; endoplasmic reticulum tubular network formation; brain development.
ACCCAGGAGAUACCAAUGUUUGAGUCUCGGAGAUUGUUCAACUCAGAUUCUGGAAUAGAGAUGACCCCUGCAGAAAGCAGUGAUGUAGAUAAAAUGUUGGCUGAUUCCAUAGAUGAGGAAAAACUUGAAGGUUAUAAAUAUAUUGAUAUAAGUAGAUCCCCAGACACAAAACCACCACAACCACCAGACAUUGAUGCAGAUGGAAACUCUUCCACUGAUCAGCAUUUACAUGAAGGUCUCACAAAGCCUUGGCUAAAAGACCAAUACAAAGACAAAAGUGAAGAUAUCUCUUUUGUUCCAUAUAUGGAGGAACCUGACACCCUGAUAUCCAAAGAAACCAAAACAUCACCAGUCACAAUCACACUUACCGGGGCAGAAAAUCCAUUAGAAACAGAUUUCUUUGAUAUUGACCCGUACAAAUCAGAUACAGGUUUAAAAGCAGGUUCUGAAGUGCCAACAGUAACCAUAUCUGAGCCAGAGGAUGACAGCUCCGAAUCUCCCACUCCACCAUCAAUAGAAACAGAUGUAAACAAAGAAACAUCCAACUGGGAGACACAAGGCAAACACCGUAUAUCAGAAGAGGAACUUAUCAAUGCUAUAAAAGCCAAAGAAGGAACAAAUGGAUUUCAUUCUGAGACACACAAAGAACAAAAGUCUCCUGGUGUUUAUGUAGAAAAGUCAGAUUAUACCAGUAAACCAGAAUUACCAGCUGUUCCCAUGCCCCUAGACAAUGAGACCUCCAGUGCCGAGUCAGGAGAUUCUGAGAUAGAACUUGUCUCGGAAGAUCACGUAGCAUCCGAGGAGGCUAUGCAAUCUGCCUACAUGACCUUCAGCCACAUGGGUGGACCCCCACCAUCACCGGCCUCCCCUUCCAUACAAUACAGUAUUUUAAGAGAGGAACGUGAAGCCGAGCUGGACAGUGAGCUUAUCAUAGAAUCGUGUGAUGGUUCCUCAGCCUCCGAGGAGAGUCCAAAGAGAGACCAAGACUCCCCGAUGAUGAAACCAAUGGACAUUAUAGAAGAGGAGGAAAGUUCUAGAUCUGAAAGUUUUGAUGGCUCAGACUAUGAAUCAAGCAGUUUCAAAGAGAGAAAACUCAACAUGGAAAACCUAGCAGAAUCCGCUGUUUAUUUAAAGAGUUCCUAUCUUGCAGACAUGAGUUCAGAUAUCCCCCUGAUCAAGAAAGAAGAAAAACUAGUUCAGAAGAAACCAGUAGAAUCAACAGUCUACCAGCGGAAGGUCUCUGGAAAGCCCAGCUCUGUGGUGCCAGCCUUAGUGCCGUUUCUAAGCAAGAAAAAAGCUAUUGACUUGUUAUACUGGCGAGACGUGAAGCAGACGGUGAUUGUCUUCGGAAGCGUUCUACUCAUGCUCUUCUCACUAACUCAGUUUAGUGUAGUGAGCGUCAUCGCUUACCUCGCACUAGCAGCUCUCUCAGCCACAAUCAGCUUCAGAAUCUACAAAUCAGUCUUACAGGCCGUACAGAAAACCGACGAAGGGCAUCCAUUCAAGGGUUACCUGGAUGUGGAAAUCUCCCUCUCUCAGGAACAGAUACAGAAAUACACAGACUGUCUUCAGGUUCACACAAACAGCAUUGUCAAGGAGCUGAGAAGGCUUUUCCUUGUCCAGGACUUGGUGGACUCUUUAAAAUUUGCCGUCCUCAUGUGGUUGCUGACUUACGUUGGAGCUCUGUUUAAUGGACUCACACUGCUUAUCAUGGCUGUUGUGUCCAUGUUUUCUCUGCCUGCUGUAUAUGACAAGUAUCAGACACAGAUUGACCAGUAUUUGGGGCUUGUGAGAAACAAUAUGAACACCAUUGUGGCAAAGAUCCAGGCGAAAAUCCCAGGCACCAAACAGAAAGAAUAAAGUGAACUUCAAGAAACUCAGCUUUUGGCAAACAAGCUGGAAUCAAAUUCAGAAACAGUCGUGUUCCAACACCUUAAUUAAAAUGUAUGGCACCAUUAUAUUUUCAACACCAUGUACCUAGAAACAUGUAAAUCGGGAAGCAGCAGAUUCAGCCUCGCUUCUGAUACUAGAAUACUCGCAAUCAGCUGUAUCAAGCACUCGAGUAUAGUGAAGAGAUACAAAAGUGUACUAGAUGUGAUUAUUUUAUUUAUUUAUUUUUUUGUGUUGCUUAAAAAGUGCAUGACGUUGGAAGCCUAAGUAACAUUACUUUUUUUUCUUUUCUUCGUGUUUAUCUGGUAUUCUCGGCAGCGCUUCUAUAACUUAAUGUGAUUUGUGGCUAGGGCUUUAUCCCAAGAGCACUGACGCAACAGUAUCAAGUUGUUUCGAUGUCUCUGGGCCGCUGGUUGGAUCUAUCUCAAUUAUAUAUAUGUAGAACUGUAGACUAAUGUUGCGUGUUUUCCAGCACAAAAAGUUAAACCAGUGUACGGUACUUCUAUCCGUUUUGUAUGAACAACACAGUACUCCUGUUGUAAAGGACUGAAAUGCAGAUAUACUUGUAUGGUAUCUAGCGAGUGCCGGCUUGUUAAGUUUAUUACAAUUUGUAUUACAUUCUCUGUAGUUCCCAGUGAACUUAUGGACUCUGAAUAUUUGCACUUAAUAUGUACUUGACACUGAAUGCAUAAAUAAAUGUUACUAAAUGUAUAAGGUUCUUCUUUUUUUGUUGCGCUUGAAAACCAAUGUGAUUAAUCAUCGAUACUUCAACCUAAGCUUCAAGACCGAAAUGCAUCUUCAAUUCACCUACAAGACUAUACAAGACUACAAACUAUCUACUGUAUCUUUUCUGCUAGCAGUUCCAUAAUCUCACUCACUAUUUCAGUCCAAAUAAGAAUAAAAGUAAAUUAUUGCCCA